GAAGAAAAUUCACCAAACCCGGAAGCGUUCAUGAAUCGGCCGUGGCUGCUAUUCAUUCAGGCUGCUGUGGAUUAACGCUGUUAUUGUUCAGAUAUCCGUUCAUAUCGGGCGCUUGGUAUAUUCACCUGUAGACAGACUAACGGAGAGCAAGCAUGGCUGGUCGGCUACCGGCUUGUGUUGUUGACUGCGGCACGGGGUACACAAAGCUUGGUUAUGCAGGAAAUACAGAACCACAGUUCAUCAUACCCUCAUGUAUCGCAAUCAAAGAGUCGGCCAAGGUGGGAGACCAGGCCCAGCGCAGGAUGAUGAAGGGUGUCGAUGACCUGGACUUCUUCAUCGGGGAUGAAGCCAUCGACAAACCAUCAUAUGCAACAAAGUGGCCCAUCCGUCAUGGGAUUGUGGAGGACUGGGACCUGAUGGAGAGAUUUAUGGAGCAGGUCAUCUUCAAGUAUCUGCGGGCAGAACCUGAAGACCACUACUUUCUUUUGACAGAGCCUCCCCUCAACACACCAGAAAACAGAGAGUACACAGCAGAGAUCAUGUUUGAGUCGUUCAACGUCCCAGGUCUCUACAUCGCUGUUCAGGCUGUCCUGGCGCUGGCUGCCUCCUGGACAUCCAGACAGGUGGGAGAGAGGACACUGACAGGGACUGUGAUCGACAGCGGAGACGGAGUCACACAUGUCAUCCCAGUGGCUGAAGGCUACGUCAUCGGUAGCUGCAUCAAGCACAUCCCCAUCGCUGGUCGAGACAUCACGUACUUCACCCAACAGCUGCUGAGGGAGCGAGAGGUGGGGAUUCCUCCGGAGCAAUCCCUGGAGACGGCUAAAGCUGUCAAGGAGCGGUACAGCUACGUCUGCCCUGACCUGGUGAAGGAGUUUAACAAGUACGACACAGACGGCUCCAAGUGGAUCAAACAGUACACGGGCAUCAACGCCAUCUCCAAGAAGGAGUUCACCAUCGAUGUGGGCUACGAACGCUUCCUGGGGCCAGAGAUCUUCUUCCACCCUGAGUUUGCCAACCCAGACUUCACCCAGCCGAUCUCAGAGGUGGUGGAUGAGGUCAUCCAGAACUGUCCGAUCGAUGUCAGACGUCCACUGUACAAGAACAUCGUGCUCUCCGGAGGCUCCACCAUGUUCAGGGACUUCGGCAGACGCAUGCAGAGGGACCUCAAGAGGACCGUGGACGCACGGCUGAAAAUGAGCGAAGAGCUGAGCGGCGGCAAGUUGAAGCCGAAGCCCAUCGAUGUGCAAGUCAUCACUCAUCACAUGCAGAGGUACGCUGUCUGGUUCGGAGGAUCAAUGCUGGCGUCUACUCCCGAGUUCUACCAAGUGUGCCACACCAAGAAAGACUACGAGGAGAUCGGGCCGAGCAUCUGCCGCCACAACCCCGUAUUCGGAGUCAUGUCUUAGGCAUCGGAUCAGAGGAGUGCAUUCAGCGGAGGCCGAUGGGGAGGAGAAGAAAAAAAAAAAAGCAGGAAGCGCCGCAAGACCUCACAUGCUGUGGAAGUCCCAUGGGCCUUUGCACAGACAGACCUCCGACAGACCUGUUCAUUCGGAUAAAGCGACAGUGGACCAAACAAACUGCCAAAACAGCGGCAACAUCCUCACAAAUUAGAGGAAAGAGGUGACCCAGCCCAAAGGAUCCUCAAAUAAAAAUGUUUACUGCAAGUAGGUUAAUAAUAGGUGAUAAAUCUUUAAUUUCUGCGUGCCUCGUAUAUGUACUUAUAAUAUCUUCACAGGGUUGUAAUAUGUAAUUAAUCAACAUGAGUCCUGUAUAAAUGCACUUCUUUGUGUAUAUGGGUUGGGUUCUUGCUAUAUGUUAUAUACAUAGACAUGCUUAGUUAGAUCAUUUUCCACAAACUAUAAAAAAAAAAAGCAAACUCUUUGAUCAUCAAAUAAGUGCAAACAUACAAAAAUACAAUCACCAAACUUACUGACCAUUCCUGAUUUUCUUUUUCUGUUUUGUGUUUCCCCUCAGUACCUGGGAGAAAUAUUUAUUUGAAUUUAGAUGAUUAAAAACAGGUCAGGCAUUUAAAAAAUAUUAUCAGUCUGUUCAAAUAAUUUUCCCCAGGUUUGUUUUUUUUUCCCGCAGCAUUGUGACAAAUCGUCGCCGCUUUCCUUUGACCGUUUUUAUUUGUAUUAAUCAUCUCAACUUGUCUUGGAAAAAAAAAAAGAAGAAGCGUAUUAAUAUAUGAACAUGCAGUUUGAAUGACUGUUGUUGGACCAUCACUGUUGCCUAGAUCUCAGUUAUACUGGAUAGCCUUGUACUGUACCAAAUCUGGAUUUCAAUGCUGGCAUUCCAAUAAAUGCCAAGGAGAUAUUUCUACA
Messenger RNA from Centropristis striata (black sea bass), 2327 nucleotides. RefSeq names its product actin-related protein 3. Gene Ontology annotation, molecular function: actin filament binding. Bases 153 to 1409 code for a protein of 418 amino acids. Gene Ontology annotation, biological process: Arp2/3 complex-mediated actin nucleation. Gene Ontology annotation, cellular component: actin cortical patch; Arp2/3 protein complex. The record is from RefSeq and is a predicted model, not a curated record. NCBI's taxonomy places the organism in Eukaryota, Metazoa, Chordata, Actinopteri, Perciformes, Serranidae. The transcript has 12 exons.